Molecule: messenger RNA, 1017 nt
Organism: Parnassius mnemosyne (clouded apollo)
Lineage: Eukaryota; Metazoa; Arthropoda; Insecta; Lepidoptera; Papilionidae
Source: the annotation of a GenBank genome assembly
AUGACUGGAAGAGGAAGAGAGUUAGCAGAUGUUUUGAAACGACGAAGAGUGAAUGUUGCCUGUUUGCAGGAAACAAAAUGGAAGGGCAAUAAAGCAAGAAAGAUUGGGGAGGGAUACAAGUUUUAUUAUUGUGGAAGUGAUGGGAAGCGAAAUGGAGUAGGAGUUGUGUUAGAUAGUGGAAUGAAAGAACGAGUGACAGAUGUGAAAAGAGUAAAUGACAGAAUGAUAGUUGUUAAAUUAAUGAUUGAAAACAAAGUAGUGAAUGUUGUAAGUGUGUAUGCUCCGCAAACAGGCUGUGAAGAGAGUGUGAAAGAGAAGUUUUGGGAGGAAUUUGAUUGUAUGAUGAUGGGAAUACCUGAGCGUGAGGAUGUUUAUAUGGGAGGAGAUUUUAAUGGACAUGUAGGGAGAGUGAAUGACGGGUAUGAAAGAGUACACGGUGGAUGGGGGUACGGAGUGCGGAACCGUGAGGGGGAAGUUCUUCUGCAAGCAGCAUGUGCUUUCGACCUGGCUGUAGUAAACACGUGGUUCCAAAAACGAGAUCAGCAUCUUGUUACUUAUAAAAGUGGCCACCACGCGACACAGAUCGACUAUAUUCUGAUAAGACGGAACCAAAUCAAGAGUGUAAAAAACUGCAAAGUGCUUCCAGGUGAAGACUUAGUAUCCCAGCACCGAAUUCUGCUGGCUGACAUCUGCUUAACUGUUCGCCUCAACAAACAUAAGGAUCGUCCCCCACCCAAAAUAAAGUGGCAUUUGUUGCAUAAGGAGGGGUAUGCAAGUGAAUUUAGAGAGCUAGUUGUAAACAAGAUGAUAGAGAUGGGUGAUAUGGAAGGAAUGAGUGUGAAUGAGUGCUGGAAGGAAAUGGCUGAUUGUAUCCGAAGUGUGGCAAGGAAGGUGUUAGGAGAAACAAAAGGGAAGCGUAUGAUAGAUAAGGAUGGGUGGUGGUGGAGUGAAAGUAUUAGAGAAGUUUUGAGAGAAAAGAAAAAUGCCUUUAAAGAAUGGCAGAGCGUAGAAGACUAG